AUGCCUCAUCAGUCCACUCACCACAGCUCUGGGCUCAAGCACUCCAGCUCCUGCUCUGUUUCUUUACCUAAACAUGUGAGCACUCACAGCAUCUCCUCAUACUCACCAAAACAUGGUGGCUCUUCCCACAAGGCAGUGCAUUGCUUUAGCAGUAAAAGCGCCUACAGUCUUGGAUCAAAAGGACACAAGAUCUCAGUAGGUAAAGGCUGUCAUGGAUCUGGAUAUGGUUUUGGAGGAUCUGGUUAUGGAUUUGGGGGGUCAUCUUGUGCAGGAGGUAUCACUCCUGUUACUGUGAACCAAGGUCUUCUGGCACCUCUCAACUUGGAGAUUGACUCAAACAUCCAGAAAGUAAGGACUGAAGAGAAGAAUCAAAUUAGGGGACUCAAUAACAAAUUUGCUUCAUUCAUUGACAAGGUUCGAUUUUUGGAACAACAGAACAAAAUGCUUGAGACCAAAUGGGCUGUGUUACAGGAUCAGACUACAGCCAGGUGCCAAGUUGAACCCUUGUUUGAUGCUUUUAUCAGUAAUCUCAGGAGACAACUAGAGAAUCUGGGAUGUGAGACAGCUCGUUUGGAUGCUGAAAGAAAUAGUAUGGAGGAAUCAGCAGAAGGUUUAAGGAGCAGGUAUGAACAAGAAUCCAACGGUCGUGCUGCUGCAGAGAAUGAAUUUGCUGCACUAAAGAGGGAUGUCGAUGCCGCAUUUUUGAAUAAAGCAGAGCUGCAAGCAAGGGCUGACUCCCUGAGCGAUGAGAUCAACUUCCUACGAACUGUGUUUGAUGCUGAAAUUGCUCAGCUCCAGGCUCAGAUCUCAGACACAUCAGUGGUGGUUUCCAUGGAUAACAACAGAGACCUAGACCUGGACGGUAUUAUUGCAGAGGUCAGAGCUCAGUAUGAGGAUAUCGCUAACAGGAGCAGAGCUGAGGCUGAGGCCAUGUACCAGUCAAGGUUUGAGGAGCUUCGCAUGACCACAGGUAGAAAUGGAGAUGAUCUGCAGAACACCAGAAAUGAAAUUUCUGAGCUCAGUCGAAGAAUUCAGAGACUUAAAGGAGAGAUUGAGAGCGCAAAAUCACAGCGUGCUGCACUGGAGGCAGCUAUAAGUGAUGCUGAGGGCCGGGGAGAGGCAGCUGUCAGAGACGCCAAGAAUAAACUGGCUGAGCUGGAGGCGGCUCUGCAGAAAGCUAAGCAGGACAUGGCUCGCCAGCUGCGUGAGUACCAGGAGCUGAUGAACGUGAAGCUGGCGCUGGAUAUUGAGAUUGCGACUUAUAGGAAAAUGCUGGAGGGAGAAGAGUACAGAUUGUGUGCAGAAGGUCCAGUUAAUAUCUCUGUGCUACACUCCAGCACUGGAGGAAAACACUGCUCCGGAGGACUAUCCCAUGGUGGAAGUGGAAAAAGCUUUAGUCAUGUGUCCAAACAUAGCUCUGGUCAUGGCCACUGUUGAUGAAGCAGAGAAUUGGCAAAUCCAUUACUUAAUAAAUUGUUAAGCAAUGUUCCUCAGUGCUGCAAUAUUCUUUCCAUUAAUUAUCUUCUAAACAUAAAUGAUAAAAAAAAGGAUUGUAGUCAAUGGCUUUUCCUUACUUUUUUUUCAUGAAAUUGUACUUAUUAUACUCAUGGCUUAACUUUCCUUAAUAAAGCAUUUUUUGAAUGACAA
Messenger RNA from Bombina bombina (fire-bellied toad), 1647 nucleotides. Its product is annotated as keratin, type II cytoskeletal cochleal-like. NCBI's taxonomy places the organism in Eukaryota, Metazoa, Chordata, Amphibia, Anura, Bombinatoridae. Gene Ontology annotation, molecular function: structural constituent of skin epidermis. Gene Ontology annotation, cellular component: keratin filament. The record is from RefSeq and is a predicted model, not a curated record. Bases 1 to 1437 code for a protein of 478 amino acids. Gene Ontology annotation, biological process: intermediate filament organization; keratinization. The transcript is spliced from 9 exons.